AAACACAGCCUGUGGUAGAGGUCUAUCCUCUUGUUAUUUCUGCUCUAUAUGGAUUACAACACUUUGACUAAAAGAUCACUUGGGAUAUUAACGACACCAGUAAGAUUAUAUCAGUCCAGUCCACUUUUCUAUAAAUCCACCUAUUUAAGAAGAAAACUUUUAGUUUUAGGACAUCAUGAAAAAGAGAAAUUGGUUUGCCAUCGGGAUUGCAGUGUUUUUACUGGCGCUCAUUCUGACACUCUCUCUGCUACUCACUAAGAGAUCCUUGAAUUCCCAGCAGUUUACACCCUUGAAUUGCUAUGCUAAGUCAGCAGUGGCAGAGUAUGCUGGGGAAUGCUCUGAUAAUUGCUAUGCUAAAGCAGCAGUGGCAGCGGAUGCUGAGGUUUGCUCUGAGAUCGGGAGGGACAUGUUGAAGCUUGGCGGUUCAGCAGUUGAUGCUGCUAUCGCUGCUCUGCUGUGUGUGGGUGUGGUGAAUCCCCAAAGCAUGGGUAUUGGAGGAGGUGUGGUUUUCACCAUAUACAAUGCAUCAACAGGAACGGUGGAAACUAUUAAUGCCAGAGAAACCGCUCCAAUGGGGGCUUCACAGAACAUGUUUGACAAUGUCUCCGAGACAGGAAAAGGGUUAUAUAUCGCUGUACCAGGAGAACUGCGUGGUUAUCAGAUGGCACACGAUAGGUACGGGAAACUGCCAUGGAGGAAACUGUUCGAGCCCAGUAUAAAGCUGGCCUCUGAGGGUAUUCAGAUUGGCAAGGCCUUGGCUGUUGCCAUCAAUGAGACUUGUCAAACAAUUCUGAAUAAUACUGCAUUGUGGGAAACGUUUUGCGGCUUGAAGGAAAAUGACACAAAGACAAAUGAAACACUAAAACAAUUCCCCAAGCUAAGUCACACCUAUCAGAGGAUCGCAAAUGAAGGACCAGAUAUCUUUUACAAUGGCUCACUGAAUAUAUUGGAUGAUAUCAAGGCUGCAGGAGGCAAUAUAACACUUAACGACCUAAAGAAUUAUGAGGUGAAGAAUGAGUCAGCAUUGAACUUUACUGUGGGGAAUUACAUAUUUCAUGCUCCUGAUGCUCCAUUCGGUGGACCUGUCCUCGCUCUGAUAUUCAACAUACUCGAAGGUUACAAUAUCUCAAGCAGCAAUGUGACUUUGAUGACAAACAAGACUUUGAUGUUUCAUCGUAUGAUAGAGGCGUUCCGCUUCGCUGAUGCCCAAAAGAGUAAACUUGGAGAUCCAGACGCAUAUGAAAACAUCAAUGAGUUGGUCAGAAAUAUGACCUCAGUCAGCUUUGCGGAGGAAAUCUGGAGAAAGAUUAAUGAUAGCAUCAAACAAACCAGCUAUGGGGACAUUAAUAUAGUGCCUGAUGACCAUGGCACCUCUCACCUGUCUAUUAUCGCAGAAGAUGGGAGUGCAGUGGCCGUCACCAGCAGUAUCAAUGACUAUUUUGGCUCUGAAGUGAUGUCAAACUCUACAGGCAUUAUAUUUAAUAACCAAAUGAAGGAUUUCAGUACACCUAGAGAUAAAAAUGUUAACAAAAACAACUUAAUCAAACCAGGUAAAAGGCCACUUUCAUCAAAAUGUCCCACAAUCAUUUUGGACAAACAAAGCGGUCAAGUGAAAAUGGUGGUUGGAGGUGCAGGUGGGACCAAUAUCACCACUGCAGUUGCUCAGGUGAUCCUAAACUAUCUAUUCCUUGAUUAUAACCUGACAAAAGCUGUUGCAGAACCCAGAGUCCAGAUCCCGGAGAAUGUGACAAACGUAGAAAAAGAUUUUGACGAGGAGGUAAGGGAAGGCUUGGUGAAUAAGAAUCACGAGAUAGGAAACAAAACUGAAUUAACAGUGGUCCAGGCGGUUGUGCGAGAGGGGGACUCACUCUGUGCUGAAUCUGACGAGAGGGGUGGCGGUCGUCCUGCCGGAUAUUGAGAACUGCUCCUGUGCUAAUGCUGAUGCUGUUAAAUGUGUGUUUGACCCAGCUAAAGUCAAACCAUUGUCCAGUGACAGAUCCAGACUUGUUUGGUGGGGUGUUUUAUGGGGUGCAAAAAGCUGUUCAUAACAUUGUUUAAGCCAUCCUGCAUGAUAUUCACAGUAGUAUACAUAUCAAGAUACACUCAAAAAUACAUAUUUUCCCUGUUGUAAGCUUUACUAAAAAGAGGUUGAUAGAGAUAAAUUGUCUUUAAUGUCUUUUGAAUGAGUUGUUUCAAAUUAAUAAAGUAUGUCAUCAUAA
Pimephales promelas (fathead minnow) is the source of this 2219-nucleotide messenger RNA. The record is from RefSeq and is a predicted model, not a curated record. Lineage: Eukaryota; Metazoa; Chordata; Actinopteri; Cypriniformes; Leuciscidae.